Messenger RNA from Paramormyrops kingsleyae, 3550 nucleotides. RefSeq names its product kinesin family member 23 (gene kif23). Gene Ontology annotation, biological process: mitotic spindle midzone assembly; microtubule-based movement. Gene Ontology annotation, molecular function: ATP hydrolysis activity; microtubule motor activity; microtubule binding. The record is from RefSeq and is a predicted model, not a curated record. Gene Ontology annotation, cellular component: microtubule; kinesin complex; nucleus. NCBI's taxonomy places the organism in Eukaryota, Metazoa, Chordata, Actinopteri, Osteoglossiformes, Mormyridae.
GGAGGAGGGAAAUUUCGAAUUAAGACGAAUUCAGAAAAGGACGGUGACUGGAGCGUGCCAAGCGAGAAGUACAAAAACGGCAAAAAUGAUCCGGCCUGUGAAAGGUAAAACUCCGCGGAGACCUGUCCCAAAGAAACCAUCCAGCAACCAAAAAGAUCCUGUUGGUGUGUACUGCCGUGUGCGCCCACCUGCCACUGAGGAUGAGGAGUGCUGUAUCGAGGUGAUCAGCAGUACCACCAUUCAGCUGCAUCCUCCAGAUGGCAUCAAAGCCAACAGGAAUGGCGAGUUCAAAGAGACACAGUAUUCUUUCAAGAGAGUGUUUGGAAUUAAGACUUCGCAGGUCGAGCUGUUUAAUGAUGUGGCAAAGCCACUUGUGGAAGACCUGAUUCAUGGUAAAAAUGGUUUACUAUUCACAUAUGGUGUCACUGGUAGUGGCAAAACUUUUACCAUGACUGGAUCUCCUGGACAAGGUGGCCUCCUUCCUCGCUCUCUGGACAUGAUCUUUAACAGCAUAGGCCCAUACCAAGCUAAACGAUUUGUGUUUAAAACUGAUGAUAAGAAUGGCAUGGAGAUCCAAAAUCAAGUUGAUGCCUUAUUAGAGAGGCAGAAAAGGGAAAGCCAGCAGUCAUUAUUGAAAACUCCAUCUUCCAAGCAAAGACUCGACCCAGAGUUUGCUGACAUGAUCAAUCCAGGGGAAGCUUGCAAAGCGGAAGGAGUGGACGAGGACAGCAGCUACAGUGUCUUCGUUUCCUAUGUAGAAAUAUAUAACAACUACAUUUAUGAUCUUCUGGAAGAAGCGACAAUAGACCUAAUUAAACCAAAGUGGAACGGUGGAGGCACACCUCUGCGGAACACUGAGUUCAUACCGCCUCAGUCUAAAAUUCUGCGAGAAGAUCAGAAUCACAAUAUGUAUGUUGCUGGAUGUACAGAAGUUGAAGUAAAGUCCACAGAAGAAGCCUUUGAGGUUUUCUGGAGAGGUCAAAAGAGACGCAGGAUUGCAAACACCCAGCUGAAUCGGGAGUCCAGCCGCUCACAUAGUGUGUUCAUCAUCAAACUGGCCCAGGCACCUUUGGAUGCGGAUGGUGACAAUGUUCUUCAGGACAAGAACCAGGUGACUGUGAGCCAGCUGUGCUUGGUAGACCUGGCUGGGAGUGAGCGAACCAGCAGGACUCGGGCUGAGGGGAACCGGCUGCGAGAAGCAGGCAACAUCAAUCAGUCUUUGAUGACACUGCGUACGUGUAUCGAGGUUCUUCGUGAGAACCAAAUGUGUGGAACAAACAAGAUGGUGCCAUACCGAGAUUCUAAAGUGACACAUCUAUUUAAAAACUAUUUUGAUGGAGAAGGAAAGGUUAGGAUGAUAGUUUGUGUCAACCCCAAAGCUGAUGAUUAUGAAGAAACUUUGCUCGUAAUGCGGUUUGCAGAAAUGACACAGGAAGUGGAGGUGGCGCGGCCAGUGGACAGGCCAAUUUGUGGCUUUACUGCCGGGCGUCGGCAAAGAAAUCAGGCCUUUAAAGAAGAGCUGUCUCGGCGUCUGGAAGAACGUGGGGGACCCAUUAAUGCAGAUGGUGCUUCAGUCAUUAUCCAGCUUCUGCAAAGCUUCCCACCGCUGCCCCCCAGCGAGAUUACAGAUCCCUCUGAUGACCAAACCUUGCCCAGGCUCAUUGAGGUGUUGGAGAAGAGGCACAGGAUCCGCCAGAUGAUCACAGAGGAGUUUAAUAAAACCGCCAACAUGAUGAAAUCAAAGCUCCAGGAGUUUGAUGGCAACCUUUCAGCCAAGGAGAACUUAAUUCAUGAUCAGCGAGGGAAGCUGGGAGAGAAGGACAAAGUCAUCCUGAACCAAAAGACCGAAAUAGAUCGUUUAGAAAAGAAAUCAAAAAUGCUGGAAUACAAGAUCGACAUUUUGCAGAAAACCACAAACAUCUACGAGGAGGAUAAGCGCUCCUUGCAGCAUGAGUUGGAGAACAGAGAGCACAAGCUGCAGAGAGAGCUGUCUGAGAAGAAGCGGAUGGAGGUUCGCAUGCAGGGCAUGGUGACGGACGUCAAGCUGAAGUGGGAGAAGGAGUGUGAGAGGCGCGUCAAUGCCAAACAGCUGGAGAUGCAGAACAAGCUGUGGGUGAAGGAUGAGAAGCUCAAACAGCUGAAGGCCAUCGUGACGGAGAACAAAGCAGAACAGCCAGGCAAACCCCAGCGGCCGUCCCGGGAGAAGGACCGCGUGGCCCCCAAACGCUCGGCCUCCCCCUCCCCAGCACCAUCUCCCCUUUAUCUUGCCCAGCAUGGCCUCCUCAGCCGCCCCCAGGUCAGGCAAGAACCCAGCCCCCCCUCUUCCAGCAGUGUUUCUGUAGCUUCUGCUGUCUCGGAGUGGGAGCAGCGAGACCCCCAAAGCACCAGGCAGGCUAGUCUGUCUCCCCCCAGCUGUAGGAAUAGGCUACAGGAGCCAGGCAGGGUUAGGACCCCCAACCAACUCGUCAGGAGGAGGGGCAGGUGCUGGACUGACAGCGAAGUCCCUGUCCAGCCGAGUGAUGUAGACUUUGAGGAUUUGGGUCAAAGGACUGGGCCCCCGGUUCGCCCCCUGCACAGACGCUCACACUCGGCAGGUGGGGAGAGAUGGGUAGAUCACAAACCAUCCACUAAUUUGGAAUUAGACACUGUUAUGCAGCCGAAUUUACCCAAUGCAAUCAAGGUGUCUGCACCCAGCGAGAGAGCUUUGUCUAAAUGCGACAAGUAUGUCCUGACUCAUCAGGAGAUUGCAUCUGACGGAGAGAUUCAGACCAAACUUAUCAAGGGAGAAGUGUUUAAAACCAGAGGAGGCGGCCAAGCAGUUCAGUUCACAGAUAUUGAGACUCUGAAGCAGGAGUUGCCUGUGGCUCCCAGUCGCAAGAGGAGAUCAUCUGGAAAUGACCCCCCGAAGGAUGCAGCCAUGGACGGUGACUGGACUGACGUGGAGACUAGAUGCUCGGUGGCUGUGGAGAUGAGGGCCGGCUCCCAAAUGGGACCUGGCUAUCAGCAUCAUGGAUAUCAGAAACGCAGAAAACCUUGAAGAGCAUAUUCACUACAAUCGUGGAACCAAGUGCCACUUUCUAUUUAAUCCUCACAUUGCUUGUGCAAUAAAUGUUUUUUGUGUGAUGGAGUUGGUUGUACAUAUACUUCCGAAACGGCAGCAUAAUGGAGGUCAUUCAUAAGGCCAGAGAUGUAGAUCCAUCAUGGUUUCCGGAUGGCAUAGCCGCCUCUGAGGGCGGUGGCGCUUUCUGGAAUCUGAUGCUUUAAUGUACUACUUUGGUUUUUAUAAUUUCGGGGUAAUGCCUGUAAAAGGGCACGUUUAUGAAACGUUUCGCGACAUUCACCCUCCUGGCCCUAACUAUCCGCUCUUCGCUGUAUACUAUAGUGUAUUUAGAUAUCUAUGCAGUCACUUGCUAUUAUAUGUAUGUUAAAUACAUUUGUGUAAAAUUACGUUUUCUGGCUUGUCUAAGCAUAUAAAUCUGUAUUCUCUCCCAGUCCAUGUUUUACUAUGAUUAAAUAUAUGAAAAACAAUAAAAAUGUUUGUAUGAGGGCA